This is a messenger RNA of Balearica regulorum gibbericeps (East African grey crowned-crane), 822 nucleotides long. Its product is annotated as tetraspanin-3. Gene Ontology annotation, cellular component: plasma membrane. The record is from RefSeq and is a predicted model, not a curated record. NCBI's taxonomy places the organism in Eukaryota, Metazoa, Chordata, Aves, Gruiformes, Gruidae.
AUGAGGAGAUUUAGAGCUGUGGUGGUCACAAUGAUGAUGUUGUCCUCAUCUUUGUGGGGCUAUGAGGAUUCCUGGGUCAGGUCCUUUGCUCGAUUUCUGCUGAGGUUCCUAGGAUUUGUCUUCUGGGGCAUUGCUGCAGUUCUGGCCUUUGGUGGAGUUUCUGUGAUCCUUAUGUACAAGAACUACGGAUAUUUAUUUCAGGACUCUUUCCUGUCUCUCCCUGGCUGGCUGGCUGUUGCAGCUGCACUUAUCUUGCUACCUACUGGAGUUUUGGCUAUGUCUAUUUCUGCUAAGGGCUCCCGCUAUCAGCAAGGGGCUCUUAUGUACUUGCUCCUGGUCCUUCUUUGCCUACAAACGUCUUCAGCAGUUCUGGCAGAGUUCUACUCUAUUCGGAUGGCUUCUGAGCUGAAAAGCACUGUGGGUUACCUUGUCUAUCAGUACAAUGGGACACACUCCCAGGAUCCAGGAAGCAGAGCUGUGGAUACAGUACAGAGGAAGCUGCAGUGUUGUGGGAUCCAAAACUACACAGACUGGCUAAAUGCUUCUUGGCAUCUUCAGGCUGAAAAAGCUCAUGUCCCUGAAAGCUGCUGUAAGGAGAAGUAUUCUCACUGCAGGGGUGACUUAGGCCAUCUGGAGCAGCUUUCUCAGGAAGGCUGUCUAAAGAAGCUGCAAGACCAGUUGCAUUUUGUCAUGUUCUAUGUGUUUUUGUGCUGUACUGUGCUAAGUGUCUUAGAACUGUUAGUUGGUGUCACCAAUGGCAUCCUCAUGAGACAUCAGCCUUUCCAUGACCUCCAAAUCCUGGAGUCGUCUACCUUCUCAUAG